This is a messenger RNA of Trametes versicolor FP-101664 SS1, 315 nucleotides long. RefSeq lists its product as uncharacterized. Gene Ontology annotation, molecular function: chromatin binding; transcription coactivator activity. The record is from RefSeq and is a predicted model, not a curated record. The transcript has 4 exons. Gene Ontology annotation, cellular component: SAGA complex; nuclear pore; DUBm complex. Bases 1 to 315 code for a protein of 104 amino acids. Gene Ontology annotation, biological process: positive regulation of DNA-templated transcription; poly(A)+ mRNA export from nucleus; regulation of transcription by RNA polymerase II. NCBI's taxonomy places the organism in Eukaryota, Fungi, Basidiomycota, Agaricomycetes, Polyporales, Polyporaceae.
AUGCCCAGCUCGGUGCUCAAAGAUGGCCGGAACGCGCAACUAUACGCGCAGGUGCGUCGACGUAUGAUUGAGAACGGCGACUGGGAUAGGAUUUCGUCGCGUCUGGCACGCGAGCUUAACGAGAGCGGGUGGAUUGACAGGUUUAGGGACCUGAGCAAAGAGACCGCGCGGAGGGCAGACACAACCGGUGGCAUCUCAGUCGAGGCGCUCAUGACUGAGCUGGGACCACAAGCCCAAGAUGAGGUCCCUAGUGCUGUGAGACAGGACGUCAUCGGCGUCCUUCGCAAACUGUUGGAACGGCAGAUCGAGUUCUGA